UCCUCCUCCACCACCUCCUCCUCUUCCUCCUCUCCCCACAACCCUCCCCCCACCAGACCUUGGAAAUUCUCCAAACCGCCGUUUUAAAUUGGCCACGCCCCCUCGCCCACUGGUCACUGCUCAAGCUUUGCAAGGCGUCAAGCUUCGCUCCGUCAAGAACCAGGAAGCCCUGCUCACGAGCAUAAUGCUAGCCAGUGUGACAUCAGGGGAUGCUACACUCCAAGCUAACGCUAACCGUGCUAAUACUAUCAAUGAUCUACCAGGCAAAGAGGCUCGUGCAGACAGUGCUUUGCUGGCUAAUGCUAAUCUUGAUGACUGGGCCAAAAGUGUCUGUGAUCUAGGUAGCAAUGAAGCUAACAUAACUAGUGCUUUAAUGGCUAAUCCUAGCCUUCAUAGCACAGCCAGCGCUGAUGCAAAGCAACCUGGAUGGAAAAUAGCAAUAGAAAGUGAUGCGAGGACACCCAGCGAUGACUCGGUGUAUGCUAAUCUUCAGAGCCUACGAGGCAUUGUUGCCAGCCCAGCUAACCAGAGACACUCUGGGUCUAAGCUGACCAAUGGUGAAACUCCUCAAGACAUCCGGUACAAUGAGCGAGACAAGGAAGAUUCAAACAUGUAUGUUACACUGGAAAACAAUCCAGCCUCCAGUCCUGAUAGUCCCUGGGUCCGAAUGUCUCAUGAUGCUGACAUCAACACAAGUAUCCAGUAUCCUUCUUCGCAGCAACAAGAAGUCACAGAUACAAUGUCAGCAGAUGCUAAACUAACUGAGCCGGCAAAGAAGCUGGAAAACCCUGAGGAUGUUUGGCACACAGAUUCCUCAUACUGGACCCUUUCUGGAACAGAACAAGAGUCUCAUAGAGAAAGCAGAACAGAAAUAGAGACAGUUGACAAGAAUAAUUCAGGAAUGUGGAAUCACAGUGCAGCAGAUGUAGAUUUUACAGCAUAUAGUGAUUUUAAACAGAGUGACAGGGUCUGUAAGUCGGGUAGCCCCAUGAAGCUUCGCUCCCCAGAGAAGCCGGUCCUUCCAAAGAAGCCGGAUCUUUGCAUUCUGGGUCUCACGCCGUCCCCUGAGGCCAGACAAGGACCAGUUGGAUGGAAGAGCAACGGACAAAUCCCAGCACCUUCUCCUGGGUUCAACAACCAAUCACAGCUUCCCGUUAAUUCCUCUUGCUCACCUUCGCACACACACCUGACCCACAGUAUCCAGUCGCCAAAGCACUUGAAAUGCACCACUGUUGACAAGUCGACUGCCGACAUCGUCGCGUACUCACCUGCUGGUUCUCCUCACAGGCAGAAGCCACCGAUUCUGCACAAGAAGCCAGAUCUCUCAUUGGCCUCACCCAAAACAACCAAACCACUAUUUGUGUCUAGAAAUACAGGGGAGGCAUCCAAAGGUACCUCUGGGACCUGUGGAACCCUGACUCAGAGCACCACAGGGACCCGUAGCACCUUAGGGACCUUGGGCACCUCUGCAUUCGUGGAUACCACAACAGCUGAAAACACCUUAAAUGGGACUGUGGGUACCUAUGUGAACUGUGGUACCUCAGAAACUUGGGACGCCAUGGAGACCAGUAGCACCUUAGGGACCAUGGGCAUCUAUGGGAACUGUGGUACCUCAGGCAUCAUGGGUAUCUCAGAGACCUGGAGUAUCAUAGGUUCUCCCAGCACUAUCAAUGGGACCAUGAGUACUUUGGAGAACUGUGGUACCUCAGGAACAUUGGGAACCGCAGAGACCUGUAGCACCUUAGGGACCAUGGGCAUCUAUGGAAACUCUGGUCCCUCAGGAAUCAUGGGUAUCUCAGAGUCCCGAAGUAUCAAAGGGACUCUACACUAUGGUACCUCAGCAACAAUCGGAACCUCAGAGACCUUUGGGAACUCAGGGGCCCAUGCUGCUACUUCCACCCAGACAGGCAGCGGCAAACCUGGAACAACAGACCCCACUAGUGCUGGGAUCAUCCAGACAAGACUUUAUAACGAUGACAAGGAAACAUUUCUUAAGAGGAUGAUGAGGUCAUCGCUGGCUGGAGAGGAAGAGGACGAGAAGGAGAGGGUGAAGGAGAGAGGGAUGAAGAUGACAAUGAUGAUGCCAUCCACCACUAGGAAGAAAGACAAAACAAGAAAGAGGAGGAAGAGGAGGCCAGGCAGACAACUGCUAAUGAUGUCAACAACAAUGAAGCCUUCUCCCUCUUCAUCAUCAUCUUCGUCUUCAUCAUCUUCAUCCUCAUCUGGAGACGAACGAGAUUUGAUGAAAGAGAGAACGAUGCAAACGAGGAUGAUGAAAGUAUGUGAUCAAGACACAAGUGACUCUGAAAGCUCCUGCACUCUGAUUGGUCAGAGCAAGUACUCCCUGAGCAGUGCGCUGUCCACCGACAGCCUGCGGGGGGAGCUGUCUCUCCCAGACCUCCUGAUACAGGAAGAAGAGGAAGAGAGGAGCGUGGUGGCCAGGGAAGCAGCAGACAGGAGAAGGCAGGAGGUGAAGGAGGCCAGAGGACCUCCAGAUGCUGAUGUGUUCGUCAGUGUUUCGGCAGAUCAGAUGUUUAUCUCCGGUCGACCGCGAACCACAGAGGAUCUGUUCGCUGUUAUCCACAGGUCUAAGAGGAAGAUGUUAGGAAGAAGGGACUCCGAGGACGACCGACAUCAUUCCUCUUCCUCCUCCUCUUCCUCCUCGCCUCCGGUCACCCCCACUGACCCCCCGUCCGGCCCGACGCGACCCGCAACCUUCAAAAGUCAAAGAUUGUCGAGGAGCGAAAGCUUUAAAGCUCUCUUGCUGAAGAAGGGUAGUCGCUCCGAUUCGUCCUCUCGAAUCUCUGCUGUCGAGCGGCUUUGCGUAGUUUCUUCUCCUGCAGCCGCCACCGACCUCCAGAGUGCACCGCCGCUGCACACCGCCCCCACAACCCACGCCUCGGACACGUGUCACAUUAACACCCACCUGACUCAGGAUGUCCCGGUGUCGCCCUCCUCUCCGUGUCCUCAGAAAUCCUCCAUGAUGCUCAGAUGGAGGCAACAGGAUCUGAUGCACAACCACCUCCUCCUCACCUCCUCCUCCUCCUCCUCUUCCCCCUUCUUCUUCCUCUCCUCCCCCUCCGUGCGUCCUCGCUCCCUCACUCCACCCUGCUCUUCCAGCAGACGCUUUGCUGCUCGCUGCCACCUCUACGCCGCCCCCAUGACCGCCAUCUUUGAAGUAGAGAGCGAGGAGGAAAAGGAGGAAGAGGAGGAAGACGACGAGGUUUUUCUCGAGUCUCCAGGAGCUGAAGGAGAGUUGAGGCAGAGAUUGGUCGUUUCUUGAUGGACGAGUCAAAGGUUAAAACCCUGGUUUCAACAGGAACUCAACGGAGGGUCGCUCUGAUUCUAAACCUCGUCCUCAAAUCCAAAGACCAAUAAAAUCCUACCUGAAUGUGACGAUGUCUGGGUCUCCUACAGAUCCUCAUCAGGUUUAAAUCUGGGCUGCCUCAGCAAACUGAACUGGAUCGGACUGAACUGGAUUAGACUGCGCUGUAUCGGACCUCAUGGCGGUCUGGGGCAUUUAAAUGAAUGUACUGAAGCACACUCUGAUAAAGGAAAUGUCUUUAGUCGCUACACUGAUGAGUCUAAACUACAGAAGCCUGAAAAGGACUGAAUUAUUCUUAUUUAUAAGAAAACAAUGUUAAUCUCCAGUUAAUGUACUUAAAUUUAUUAUAUUGCCUUUGUAUCUUUGCUUGAUUUAGCUUUGUCUUUUUUUACUACUUGCGUAGAUACUGAACAUUUAUUAUACGUGUUAUUUUGUCGUCUCUCUGGUUUAAUGUAGCAAACACAACUUAUAACCAAAGACGACAUUAGUUUAAAUCUGAAACUGAUUCGAGAUCUUGACAUUAAAAACUGUUUUUCUUGAGAUCACAGAGUGAAUGCUACAAUAAAUAAUAAUAAUAAUAAUAAUAAUAAUAAUAAUAAUAAUAAUAAUGUAAGUUCUUAUAUUUUAAAGUUUUCCCCAAAGUUCUCUGACUUUGUUCUUACAGAUAAAGAUAAAAAAACGUUUACAAAACUAAACAAUGACCCUUCCGAAGCCCCGCCCCUUUUUGGUAAGCCUCUGUCAACUUCCACCUUUCCUGUACUUAGAUAUGCUACGUGCUAAGCUAAUCUAUGUUGAAAAGACAUUUUUUGAAGAUGGUUAAAAGAUAAAAGACAUUUUUCUACAGAGCAAAACAUUCAUUCGUUAGCGAGCUAGUCUAGUUACAUCUAAAAGCUAUUGUUAGCUGGCUAGCUAGCUAAUUUACAUCAAACGUUAGCUAGUUAGCUAUGGUUUUGCUAAUGUUAGCUUACUUAAGAUGCAGGAAAGGAGAAAGCUAACCGAAGCGUGUUCAACUGCUAUUGGAGCACAGAGCAAAAAGGGGUGGGGCUUAGGAAGGAUGAGUUCUAAUGAUAUCAAAUCAUUGAUCGCUAUCAUUUUAAUAUUCUGAUAUUUAAUCAGCAUUCUGCUUCUAUUGGCUUUAAUUUGAAUUGAGCUGUUUCUGAUUUGACUCUUUCUCUUUUUUAACACAUUAUUCUUCAAAUUAAUCUGAAUUAAUGUGGAAUAUUUACACAGUUAUAACUAAUAAUUUGUGUACAGUCCCUCACAUUAAAUCUCAGUUUAUCCCCAUAAAACAUAUACAUCUGGAUGCAUUUUAUUAUUAUUAUUAUCUCAGCAGCUUCGGUUCUGUUUCACUUUGACUCCACAUGUACAACUAAAGUCUGUUUUUUUACUGACUGUAUGAUUAAUAAGGGAUAUGUAGUUUGUCCUGUACUGUAAAUAAUUCAUCUUCUCCUUUCUGCUGCUGCUGGAUCUUUUCAUGGAGCCUCAAAUCUUUUUCUUUUUUUUUUAAUUAAACACAGUAGCAGAUAGUAAGACGACGUAACUUCUUAUGGUGGAACUUUAGAAACAUAAUAAUCUUCUUUGUGCGAAUGUAAGAGGUUCAGAUUUACUCUAUUAAUCAUAAAAUAAAAACCAUUUAACUGGAAUUACGAAGGCAGAAUGAAAGAGAUCAAUAAGAGAAAUUCUGAAUGAAAAGUGUUUGUAUGUAACAACUGGAAGCAUUUAAAUAAAGGAAACUGAGGAGAUGGA
Messenger RNA from Morone saxatilis (striped sea-bass), 5071 nucleotides. RefSeq lists its product as uncharacterized. Gene Ontology annotation, biological process: cell differentiation. The record is from RefSeq and is a predicted model, not a curated record. Lineage: Eukaryota; Metazoa; Chordata; Actinopteri; Moronidae.